Hypomesus transpacificus is the source of this 5047-nucleotide messenger RNA. It is a transcript of the gene lrp12, whose product is annotated as low density lipoprotein receptor-related protein 12. The record is from RefSeq and is a predicted model, not a curated record. Gene Ontology annotation, cellular component: plasma membrane. Gene Ontology annotation, molecular function: low-density lipoprotein particle receptor activity; protein binding. Lineage: Eukaryota; Metazoa; Chordata; Actinopteri; Osmeriformes; Osmeridae. The transcript has 9 exons. The coding region runs from base 1073 to 3748 and encodes 891 amino acids.
GAAAGCCAGCCACAGGGGGAGGAAGAUAUCCCGGCUGUAGAUCAUAACAGUCAGAUCAGCCAACGCGUACAGUAGCUGGGGCUGUCGAAUUACAUCCAGCCAAGGCCCUUACGACUGGGCUUAUGAUACCGUUUCCGUUAUUUUGGACUUUGACAAGAAGGAAACGAUGCUUUAACCGGUAAUGCGGUAACGGUUAGUUAGCACUGACAUUUCACGGAUACUUUUCUCAGGGAUGUUUUGGUAGAUCUGCCUGUGCGUUGGAGGCUAAUGGCCGCUAGUAGAUCGGCUUGAACAGUAAAACGGCUUGAGCUACCGGGGGCUGUGUAGGCGUCUUUUUAAGUGUUUAGGGGCCCUACUGUAUACUUGUGAUAUUUGCGACUUACAGUUUAGAACAAUAUACCUGCAGCGUGAUCUAAUGCUAACCGUAUUUAAAUGUCUCAUUAGUUUCGAAAACGUAGCAGAUAAUACACAAAUUUGCGUUGAUCGGACUGACAAAGAGCCCCGUCUUUAGCCUAGCUAGCUCGAGAGUUAGCUAGUUAGCAUACCAACGAACAACAGUAUCGCAAGCUAGUGUACAGCUGCUGUUGCGGUAGCGAUGCCUUUUGUCUUGGGCUACGUACUGGCACAAUGACACCAGACACAAAGGCUCCGUUGACACCGAGAUGGGAUCUUAUAGGGCACGAAAUCGCAGAUGUAAUUUAGAGGUAGAGUGAUUAUCGGGUUAGGAUUAGAUAGAUAGCUUGUAGUUGCUAGCCAGCGAGCUAGAAUAUAGUUGUGUUGUUCCUUUUUGUUGUUGUUAGAGGUAGCUAAACCACUGCCAUCUAGCUAACCAACCUACACAGAGUACUUCAGAGACCGUUCUGUCGCUGUAUCUGUUUUUUGCUAGUGUCAUUAUUUUAUAGGGAGGACAGAUCUUUCUUUGGACCUUAACUUGAUUUGCGAACAUUGUCGAAUUGCUGACCAGUAUAGAAACAUACAUCAUUUUUUGACCAAUUUAGCUACCUUCUUAGCUAACGUUUCGGAAACGGCAAGAAAUAUCAGCUAUACCCGUACACGAAACAGAGCUGCUAUUAUGGCCCGUACACUCGCCUCUGAAAGGACCGUAUCAUGGACAGCGCUAACCACGGUUAUAUUCAUAUUCACUGGUUCUGCAGUGGGCUCCCAGCACAGUGACAAUGUCUACGUAUCAGGGAUCAGCAACGCCUGCGGGGAGGUGCCGGAGCAGCUGCGGUCCUCCAGCGGGGUGAUCACCACCCCGGGAUGGCCCUUCGAGUACCCCUCCAGGAUCAACUGCACCUGGAACAUCAGAGCCAACCCCGGAGAGAUCGUCACCAUCAGCUUCCAGGACUUUGAGCUGCAAAGUUCUCGGCGCUGCGUUCAGGACUGGCUCUCCAUCGGCAGCUACAAGAACCUGGACGGGUUCCGAGCCUGCGGUUCCACCCUGCCCGCCCCCUACAUCUCCUCCCAGGACCACGUGUGGGUCAAGUUCCACUCCGACGACAGCCUCACCGCCAAGGGCUUCCGGCUCACCUACAUCACUGGGCGCCCCGAGGAGUCGAGCUGCGACUCGGACCAGUUCCACUGCUCCAACGGGAAGUGCGUCCCGGACUCGUGGCGGUGCAACGCCAUGGACGAGUGCGGCGACAACUCGGACGAGGAGCUGUGCUCCCGGACCAACCCCUCGGCCACCUUCUCCUUCCAGCCCUGCGCCUUCAACCAGUUCCCCUGCCUGUCCCGCUACACGCGCGUCUACACCUGCCUGCCCGAGUCGCUGAAGUGCGACGGCAGCAUCGACUGCCAGGACCUGGGCGACGAGAUCGACUGCGACGUGCCCACCUGCGGCGAGUGGCUGAGGAACUUCUACGGGACGUUCAGCUCGCCCAACUACCCCGACUUCUACCCGCCCGGGAGCAACUGCACCUGGCUGAUCGACACGGGCGACCACCGCAAGGUCAUCCUGCGCUUCACCGACUUCAAGCUGGACGGUACAGGGUACGGGGACUAUGUGAAGGUGUAUGACGGUCUGGAGGAGAACCCUCGCCGGCUGCUCCGCGUCCUCACCGCCUUCGACUCCCGCGCCCCCGUCGCCGUGGUAGCGUCGUCAGGGCAACUCAGGGUCCACUUCUACGCCGACAAGAUCAACGCCGCCCGCGGCUUCAACGUCACCUACCAGGUGGAGGGCUUCUGCCUGCCGUGGGAGGUCCCGUGCGGGGGCAACUGGGGCUGCUACACGGAGCAGCAGCGCUGCGACGGCUACUGGCACUGCCCGAACGGGCGCGACGAGCUCAACUGCUCGGCGUGCCAGGACGACGAGUUCCCGUGCUCGCGCAACGGCGCCUGCUACCCGCGCUCGGACCGCUGCAACUACCAGAACCGCUGCCCCAACGGCUCCGACGAGAAGAACUGCUUCUUCUGCCAGCCGGGCAACUUCCACUGCAAGAACAACCGCUGCGUGUUCGAGAGCUGGGUGUGCGACGCGCAGGACGACUGCGGCGACGGCAGCGACGAGGAGAGCUGCCCGGUGAUCGUGCCCACGCGCGUCAUCACGGCCGCCGUGAUCGGCAGCCUGAUCUGCGGCCUGCUGCUGGUCAUCGCCCUGGGGUGCACCUGCAAGCUGUACUCGCUGCGGAUGUUUGAGCGCAGGUCGUUCGAGACCCAGCUGUCCCGCGUGGAGGCGGAGCUGCUGAGGAGAGAGGCUCCGCCCUCGUAUGGUCAGCUGAUCGCCCAGGGACUCAUCCCCCCGGUGGAGGACUUCCCUGUCUGCUCCGGCAACCAGGCCUCCGUGCUGGAGAACCUGCGCCUGGCCGUGCGCUCCCAGCUGGGCUUCACCUCCAUCCGCCUGCCCACCUCCGGCCGCCACGGCAACCUGUGGCGCCGCCUCUUCAACUUCACGCGCUCGCGGCGCUCCGGCUCGCUGGCGCUGGUGUCGUCCGACCCGGAGGACAGCGCGGGGAACACCGGGGGAGGCGGCGCCGGCCCAGCGGAGAGGACCGGGGCGCACCGGGGCCUGCUGCCGCUGGACUCGGACGACACGGACACGGAGGGCGAGCGGCGCGACGCCAGCAUCGGGGCCGUGGGGGGGGGGCUGGCGGCCCCCCUCCCCCAGAAGACCCCGCCCGCGUCAGCGGUGGAGGCCAUCGUGGCGGUAACGGCCAGCUUGGUGGCGCCGGCGGCGCCCGGCCGCGACCAGCGGGAGAGAGAGCGGGAGCGGGAGCGCCCCCUGGUGGUGGUGGACGAGCCGCUCGGACCCGAGUCCCCCAGAGGAGGGGGCCCCCCGCGGGCCGCCGCCGUCGCCUCCUCCGGGGCCAGGGGCCUCCAGAGCGCCCGGGGCCUGGUCACGCGCAGCCUGCACUGGGUCCGGGGCCUCUCCCUGGGCCGGGCCCAGAACCACCACAGCCCCCUGAGGCAGCUGGAGCACGGGGGGGGAGGCGGCGAGGGAGCGGGGGGGAGCCGGGGGGAGGAAGAGGACGACGUGGAGCUGCUCAUCCCCACCUCCGACCCCGCCUCAGACUCGGACUCCGCCUCCUCCGUCAGCGAGGCCUGCCAGCCGCUGCUGGAGCGCAGGCUCCUCCCCCAGGCGGGGGGCGGGCGAGCGUGCGGGGGGAGGCUGGGCAGGGGGAGGCAGGGGGGGAGGGACGGCCCGUGUGAACACUGCGGGAUGGUCCACACGGCCCAGAUCCCUGACGCAUGUCUAGAGGCCACAGGGAAGACAGAGAGCAGCGACGACGAGCUCCUGCUGCUGUGUUAGAGCACAGCGCCCCCCACCCCCCCCCGGUGGCUCCUCGGUGUCAUUACAUCCCCCUCCUGUGCCCCCCUGGUGGGCUUCCUGCUGUCUUUACCACAAGCUCCUCACCACAGCGCCCUCUGGUGCCUCCGUCCUGUCCUUGCGUCUCCCCCUGGUGGUCAUUCCAAGUCACUACCCCAACAGUCUGCUGCUUGGCUGGGUUAGCUACCGGCCCGAUGCCCCCCUCCCUCCCCUAGCCUUCCCUCCACCCUGUCCCAUCGACACAACCUGAGAUCUCCCCUCGGUACGCUUGGAUCUCUGUCGGUACGACAAACGAACAGGCUGUUUCGGCCGGUACGACGAUGAAUUUCGUCCCCCUUUGGUGCGACUUUAAACAGUGUCCCCCUGGGAAACUCGUGGAAUCUUUCCGCCCUCCUGACUGUUGUCAUGCUUACUGUAUGCUGCUGGUGAUGUCACUUCCUGGGAACUGUGACCCCCCCCCCCCAACUACCCUAUUACAUUUUGGAGUGGACCAUAAGAGAGGCGUGUGUAUGUCAGGAGAAGUGUGUGUGUGUUGGAAGGAGGGGCAGGGGGGGGGGGGGGGGGGGGGGGGGGGGGGGGGGGUUGGUCAGGUAAGACAGCCUGUCACUGUCCAGAAGACACACCCUGGCAAACACACACAACUGCUAACACACACACCUCUGUAAACACACACUUGCACCCUGCUAGGUACUGGGAGACUGACUGAGAAACCCAGAGGUAGAGAUCAUGUAGGAGAGAGAAGGUACUGUGUGUCACUUGUCAUGUGAGCUGUGAUUAACGUGAUUGGAUAGCUCCUGGCGGGUGCAAUUGCACCCUGGACCUCCUUGGUCGGUACAGUUCUGCCCUGCUAUUUGGGGUUUCUUAUUAGUCGGUUUCAACUCCACGGACAGUGUUCCUGCCAUUCUGUUGGACGAUACCAGCCGGUUUCGUCAUGCUUUGUCACGGCAACAAGCUUUUAUUUAUACAAAACAAAGAGAAUAACAGAAUCUGAUUCUGAGGACUAAACAUUGUGUUACAUCAUCGAGCGAUGUUUGAUGUAUUUAUUGUUUUGUUACUAUUUUGGUAACCUCAAUGUUUUGGUACUAAGAAGACUUGUGUGAGUGUGUAUAUUUAUAUUUAUUAUUAUUAUUAUUAAUUUCAGUAGCUGUUACUUCUUCUUGGGAGAUGCAUGUCCAAAUUGUCUUGUGCUAUUUUUUGUUAAGUGGUACGGUGUUGGAAAAAAUUAUAUAAACAUAACUGUUUACUGCACUAAAGAUAUGAAUAAAACAUUCAUCCUGCUAA